UCUGCGGAAAACGAUACAAGAACCGGCCGGGAUUGAGCUACCACUACGCUCAUUCCCACUUGGCCGAGGAGGAAGGAGACGACAAAGAGGAUUCGCAGCCCCCCACUCCCGUCUCCCAGCGGUCGGAAGAACAGAAAUCUAAGAAAGGACCCGACGGGUUGGCUUUGCCCAACAAUUACUGCGAUUUUUGCCUGGGAGACUCCAAAAUCAACAAGAAAACGGGACAACCGGAAGAGUUGGUUUCGUGCUCGGACUGCGGGCGAUCAGGACACCCCUCCUGCCUCCAGUUCACCCCCGUGAUGAUGGCGGCCGUCAAGACCUACCGCUGGCAGUGCAUCGAGUGCAAGUGCUGCAACAUCUGCGGCACCUCCGAGAACGAC
Molecule: messenger RNA, 380 nt
Organism: Tauraco erythrolophus (red-crested turaco)
Lineage: Eukaryota; Metazoa; Chordata; Aves; Musophagiformes; Musophagidae
Source: RefSeq, a predicted model, not a curated record